AUGUCUGCUCCCGUCGCUCCUCCACAAGCCGCCGUUUACCCACCGGGUGUUCAGUCGCCUCCUCCUUCGGGAGCAGAGCGUGUCGGUCCCGGCGCUCCGUCGCCAUUCGUCGAUGAGAAGCGCACAGCCUACCCUUCCGGUCUAACCCCGCCUAUCUCGUCGCAACCUUCCACGUCGAUGUUCGGCUUCUUCCAGCCCAUCGUCACUCCCGUCAGCAAUGCUCUCGCGCGCAUCCAAGACAUUCGCACUCGGCUUGAACUGUCCAACCCAGGCACUGUUGAGCAUCUGCAGAGAGAGGUCAAGGGCGUUCACACCACCAACUUUAUGUUUGACGGCGCACGUGCUGACUUGACCAAAGCGAUCAGCAUCAACCCCAUCUUCCAGGUCACGCACGCGUUCUCAAUGGGCUCGCAAGCGGCUCCGUCCUCGUACAACUUUGGUGCUGUUUACGGCGACAACAAGAACUUUUUCCAGGCAGGCCUCGAUGACGGACUCAAUGUUACCAUGCGUGCCAACCGUGGCUGGGUGGCUGGACACACGACCAAGGUGCAAGCGCAGCUCACAGCGACGCCGGGCCAAUCGUUUGUCCAGAUCGAACACGACUACCAGGGCACCGACCACUCGGCCAACUUUAAAGCGCUCAACCCAUCACCUACCGAUCUGACGGGCAUCUACAUUGUCAACUACUUGCAGAGCUUGACGCGCAACUUUGCGUUUGGUGUCGAGACCGUCUACCAACGUCCCUCUGCCGAUAUGGAGGAGGCCAGUACGGGAUACAUUGCCAAGCUUACCGGCGAUAAGAAGGACUGGAUCGCUACCGCUCAGGUUCAACCACAGGGCGUGGCACAGUGCACCUACUACCACAAGCUGUCCGAGCAGGUGGAUGUGGCAGCUGAUUUGCAGAUGAUCACCAUGGCGCAGAAGCGCGAGGCGGCGGCUACGUUGGGUGCGCGUUAUAACUUCAGAAUGGCUACUUUGAGGGCACAGAUUGAUUCGGCGGGCAAAUUGAGCUCUGUAUACGAGACCAGGUUGUCCCCCGCAUUCGGCUUGACAUUUGCCGGUGAGAUCGACCAUCUGCAGGGCGCCGCCAAGUUCGGUUUUGGCGUCAGCAUCGAGAGCGGCAACGAGAUGGAUCCCAACGCUCCUCCCCCUACACCUCCUUCGGUGCCUAUGUAA
Molecule: messenger RNA, 1176 nt
Organism: Mycosarcoma maydis (corn smut)
Lineage: Eukaryota; Fungi; Basidiomycota; Ustilaginomycetes; Ustilaginales
Product: putative protein channel TOM complex structural subunit
Exons: 1
Coding region: 1-1176 (391 amino acids)
Biological process (GO): protein import into mitochondrial matrix
Cellular component (GO): mitochondrial outer membrane translocase complex; mitochondrial outer membrane
Molecular function (GO): transmembrane protein transporter activity
Source: RefSeq, a predicted model, not a curated record